AUGUUAGAAAUUUGUAAAAUUUUAAAAGAACGUGCUAAAUCAAUUGCAUAUCGAUCAAUUCCUCAAAUUAUCAUCGGUCCUACAUUAGAUGCGCGUUCAUUCCCAGAAUUAAAAAGUUUAUACACCGAAAAAUUUACAUAUAAAAAGUUAUGUUUUGCGAAAUCAAUAUUUAAUAAACUUUAUAUUAACGGUUUUAAUGAAUUAAAGAAAAUUGCAAAUGAUGUUAAAGCAGACAUGUUCAUAUGUGGUUAUAAAUUCAAUGAACCUUGCUUUGAUUUGGCAUGGAAAUUAAAAAAACCUGUUGUUUCAAUUGGAACUUCUAUGAAUCUUAAUAAAUUAAAAUAUCGAAUUUUUACACAUAUUUUAGCAUUCACGAUGCCAUUUUAUAAAUCUGAUCCAAUUCUUGGAUGCAAAUCGAAUAUGGAAAAUGAACCAUUUUAUGAAAGAUUUCGAUGUUCCUUAAUCAUGCCUUUAGUUCUAUUUUGGAAUGUUAAGGAUGUAUUAGAUGAUUUAAAUUAUUAUAGAGCUAAAGUUGGUGUGAAACCUACUUAUAGUAUUUUGGGUGGCAAGAAUGUUUUAUUUUUGGUUAAUAAUUUCUUUGGAUUUGAGACACCAUUCGCCGUGCCUCCACUUCAUCAAGAAAUUGGACCAAUCUUACCAGAUAUUUAUCCAGAUUUAUCACCAUCACUUUCUGAAUUCCUUGAAACUCAUCCUAAAACAAUGUAUUUUACUCUUGGAACUCAAGCAUAUACUACUCCUCAAAAUUAUAUUAUUUUAUUACAAUCUUUUAUCGAAUUAAUUAAUCAAAAUAUUCUUGAUGGUAUAAUUUGGUCUACCGUUAAAACUGAUAUUUCUGAAUUACCUCCUUUUAUUACUCUUUCUUCAAAUAUUUCUAUCCCUACUUCUAAUAUAUUAAAUAAUUUAUUUCCAAAUAUUUUUGUUACAAAUUUUGCUCCUCAAUUUGCUUUAUUAUCUCAUAAACAUUUAAGAGUUUUUUUAAGUCAUGGUGGUUCUAAUAGUUGUCAUGAAUCAAUGUAUACUGCUACUCCAAUGUUAUUAUUUCCAAUAAUAGAUGAUCAAAAUAGUAAUGCCGAAAAAUUGGAAGAUGCUGGUAUGGCUUUAAGACUUUCUAGAUUUAAUUUGGAUGUUAAUGAUAUUAUAUUCAAAGUUAAGAGAUUAUUAACUGAUGAAACUUUUAAAAUGAGUGCAAAAAGAAUGCAAAUUUUAGCAAAAAUUAAUAGUAAAAGAAAAUAUAGAGGUGCUGAUUUAAUUGAGGUUGUAUUAAAUUCGGUAAAAUAUAGAGGUAAUAAGAGUGAUAAUGGUGAAUGGAAUGUUGAUAAUAGUAUUUUAUUAAAAGAUUUAAUUACUCCAGAUACGAGAAUGGGUUUUAUUAAAGGAAAUUAUUUUGAUGUUUUAGCUUUUGCAUUAAUUAUUGUUAUAAUCUUAGUUGGUGCUCUUGGUUACGGUAUUUGGAAAUUGAUUUAUUUGGUUGGGAAAUCUGUUGGGAAAUUAAUUAGCGUUAAGAAUUAUGCAUAUUUAAAAUCUAAAAAAGAACAAUGA
Molecule: messenger RNA, 1560 nt
Organism: Cetraspora pellucida
Lineage: Eukaryota; Fungi; Glomeromycota; Glomeromycetes; Diversisporales; Gigasporaceae
Source: the annotation of a GenBank genome assembly